Molecule: messenger RNA, 1930 nt
Organism: Melanotaenia boesemani (Boeseman's rainbowfish)
Lineage: Eukaryota; Metazoa; Chordata; Actinopteri; Atheriniformes; Melanotaeniidae
Product: C-X-C chemokine receptor type 2-like
Exons: 2
Coding region: 440-1495 (351 amino acids)
Biological process (GO): neutrophil chemotaxis; immune response; G protein-coupled receptor signaling pathway
Cellular component (GO): membrane
Molecular function (GO): C-X-C chemokine receptor activity
Source: RefSeq, a predicted model, not a curated record
CUUCGGUUCAAGCCUCCGCAUCGUCCAUUAAUUUAUUAUAAUGGCCUCCUCAUCAGGCAUUAUCCCUUACAUAAAUGCAUGAGAUAAUUCCCAUCUUUACAAACAAGUUGUACUUUCUUGGGUUUUCUGAAGUUUUCUGAUCUGGACGGCCUCUGCAGUUCUAACUAAGCCAAUAAUAUGAAACCUGUGUGUUUCAUAAAAUGUCUUCUUGUUUUGUUAAGACACGUUUCAGCAGAGAAGAUGUGAGGGAAGCUGUGAUGACGCAAGCAGUCAUAUGCAAGAACAUACAGUACUGGUUAAUGAAACAGGGCAUUGGUUCAGCUUUCAGUGGGGACAAACAGCCACCCAUAUUGAGUCAUUUUUAUAAAACUGUGUUAUUGGUGCAGAAUCAGUUUGGUGUUAUUCAUCUCCGAAGCUUUCAGCUGAGCCUCAAGAAGCCAUGCCAUUCACCUAUACAUUUGGAGAAGACUACUUUGACCAAAAUGAGACCACCCCACUUUACAUCAAUCCAGAGACGGUGGCAUGCGAGGCAAAGCAGCUGGAACCUGCAGCAGCUCUCAUCAUGUGUGUCAUCCUCCUAGUCAUCUUUGUACUGGCAAUCCCAGGAAAUUUUCUGGUGGGGUGGGUGAUCAGCACCAGCAGACAGGUCUUGACUUCAUCAGAUGUGUACUUGUUUCACCUGACAGUAGCAGAUGGACUGAUGGCUCUAACGCUCCCAUUCUUUGCAGUAGCGUACGUACGAGGAUGGAUCUUUGGAGACUUCCUGUGCAAGAUCCUCAACCUUGUCACUGAAGCUAACUUCUACACCAGCAUCAUUUUCCUGGCUUGUAUCAGUAUUGAUCGUUUUCUUGUGAUUGUCCAUGCCCAUGAGGGGCCCAGGAAUGUUCAGAGGAGGUGCAGCAGGCUCCUCUGUGCAGCUGUGUGGGCCCUUGGUUGCGCCCUGGCUCUGCCCGCCCUUUUUCAUGUUGCCCACCCCAGUGAUGACUCAGAAGAGUGGAUUUGCACCGAAACGUUUGACAUUGGUAGCUCUGUUGUUUGGAGGCUUGCCAGUCGUGGCCUCCGCCACAUUUUUGGCUUUGUGGCCCCACUGGCUAUCAUGAUAGUUUGCUAUACCAUCACCAUCGCAAGGCUGCUGCACACUCGGGGUUUCCAGAAAUACAAAGCCAUGCGGGUAAUCAUAUCAGUAGUGGUUGCAUUUCUCCUGUGUUGGACGCCAUACCAUGUAACACUGGUGGCUGACACGCUGUUGAGAACCAAACUGGUUCCCUAUGACUGCGCUAUGAGAAGAUCAGUGAGCUUAGCUCUGGGUUUAACCAAAGACCUCGCACUGACCCACAGCUGCAUCAACCCUUUCCUCUAUGCUUUUGUGGGAGAGAAGUUCCGGAAAAAAAUGACCCGUUUUGUUCAGAGGAAACUCCGAAAGGAGAGAAUGUCGGGGUCAAGGUUCAGCAGGUCAACAUCUCUGACCUCAGAGGGCAGUGCAACUGUUUUCUGAAGACUCAGUGGAUUUAUUUCCAACAUACAGAAGGAAAGAAUUUUAGCACAGACAAUACAUUUAAUUAGAGUUAAUAUAGAUUUAUUUUAAGUUUUUUAUGGAUUUGUCUUAUUUUAUUUCAUUAUGUGUACACACCUUUAAUUGCAGAAGAUCCAUUUUGUAUUAUGUAGAACACUGCUGCCAUCUAUUGGUGUCACUCUAAUGAUACCUCACUUUUCCAGCCUGUGAUUACGUCAACUCCAUGCUCCUUAUUCCUCCUUCAUUAGUCUUUAAGAUAAUCUUCCUACUGUACAGAUCCUCAGUUUAAUUAGCAAUAUUUUAUCAUUGCAUAUGCCUUUAUCUUUAAGUGCUGCUAUAUUUUUUUAUAUUAAAAAGCAUUGCUUCAGAUGUUACAUGUCAUGUUCUGAUACAUAAAUAAAUAAAUAAUUUCCCCAA